This is a messenger RNA of Chlorella variabilis, 1188 nucleotides long. RefSeq lists its product as hypothetical. NCBI's taxonomy places the organism in Eukaryota, Viridiplantae, Chlorophyta, Trebouxiophyceae, Chlorellales, Chlorellaceae. Bases 1 to 1188 code for a protein of 395 amino acids. The transcript has 7 exons. Gene Ontology annotation, molecular function: protein binding. The record is from RefSeq and is a predicted model, not a curated record.
AUGGAAGAUAGCGGGCUGGAACAGCUCCCCAAAGAGCUGGUGCGAGAGGUGCUAGCACGCCUGAGCGGAGCGCGAGACCUUGCCUCAGUGGCGUGCAGCACCCGCAGGCUGACUGGCCUGGUUGAGGACAAGCUGUGGGGCGUGCUGGUGAUGGGACGGCUGGCGCGGCUGGCAGGACUGCUGGAUAGCUCGCCCGCCCCGCCUGAGUGGUGGGUGGGGCGCAGCUGGCGAGAGCGGUUGUCAGCCCUGGUGGCAGGGCUGCCCUUUGAAGCCCAGGUGUUCAACAGAGAGCUAGAGAACGAGCAGGAAGACUUCCUGCUCAGCAGCUACGAUGCCACCUGCAGCCUGACACCCGCCACCGCCCGCGGCCUGCUGCGUGGCGACGCCGCCCAGCCCAUGCGCUUCACCGCGCGCUACCUGUGCAUGGGGCAGAUGCCGGCGGUGGUGGAGGCGGAAGUGGCGCAGGAGCGGCUGCGCCUGGCGCCCGCAGGCAGCAGCCCAUUUGCGGUGUUUGGCGGCGGGAGCACGUCGUCGGCGGGGCUGUGCAUCGGGGAGGAGGUGGAGGUGCAGUGGAAGGGGCGCCGCUCGCACCCCUUUGGCUGGUGGUUUGGCACGGUGCAGAGCGUGCGCGGCAACCGCAUCACGCUGGUGUUUAGGCAGUACCCCCGCACAAGCGUGUGGCACCGCGUCAAGGCCCCCAUCAAGCCCGGCAAGGAGGCGGUGGUGAAUGGGGACUGCAGCUUCGGGUAUGUCGGCGGCCUGCGGCGGCUGACCGGCGGGGAGCGGGAGGAGUGGCGGCGGCACGGCGCGCCGCACCCGCCCGCGCCAGAGCAGCUGGCGGCGCUGGAGGCGGCGGCUGAGGAUGAGUGGAGCGAUGAGGACGAGGAUUUGGACAUAGAUGCUGAGCUGGCGGCCGAGAUGGAGGAGGAGUUGGAGGAGCUGCCCGCCGCGCCGCACGCUGCCGACGGCCAUGGCGCCGCCGGUGCGGCUCAGGCGGCGGGCGCCGGCGUUGAAGCCAUGGAUGUGGUGGCUGCGGAGGAGGCGGCGCCUGGCCCCGCGGCGCCGCCCGGACAGCCCAUCGCGCUGCAGCUGGGGCAGCCCGCGGGUGUGGCAGGAGCCGCCAACGGGGCAGGGCUGCCGGUUGUGCUUGCGGGGGGGCUGCCCGAAGCGGCGCCGCACCAGCCCUGA